Messenger RNA from Suncus etruscus (white-toothed pygmy shrew), 1595 nucleotides. It is a transcript of the gene EIPR1, whose product is annotated as EARP complex and GARP complex interacting protein 1. The transcript has 9 exons. Gene Ontology annotation, molecular function: protein binding. The record is from RefSeq and is a predicted model, not a curated record. Lineage: Eukaryota; Metazoa; Chordata; Mammalia; Eulipotyphla; Soricidae. The coding region runs from base 55 to 1218 and encodes 387 amino acids. Gene Ontology annotation, biological process: protein ubiquitination.
AGAAAUGAAUGGAUCUUGAAACACCUGGUCUCUGGCGUGUAAGUGGCCCCCAGCAUGGAGGACGACGCGCCGGUUAUCUACGGCCUGGAGUUCCAGGCACGUGCUCUAACACCUCAGACCGCAGAAACAGAUGCCAUUCGUUUUUUGGUUGGGACACAGUCUCUCAAAUAUGAUAAUCAGAUACACAUCAUAGAUUUUGAUGAUGAAAAUAACAUCAUAAAUAAAAAUGUCCUCCUUCAUCAAGUGGGUGAAAUCUGGCACAUUAGUGCCAGUCCUGCAGAUAAAGGGGUGCUGGCCACCUGCUACAAUAAAACUUCAGACAGCAAAGUCCUGACAUAUGCGGCCGUGUGGAGGAUGCCGAAGGAAUUGGAACCAGGCAGCCAUGAGUCCCCUGACGAUUCAUCAAGCACCGCACACACCCUGGAGCUGCUCUGUCACCUUGACAACACAGCCCAUGGCAGCAUGGCAUGUGUCAUGUGGGAACCAACAGGAGAUGGAAAGAAAGUCAUCUCCUUGGCGGACAACCAUAUUUUGCUGUGGGAUUUACAGGAGAGCUCCACCCAGGCCGUGCUGGCAAGCUCAGCAUCUUUGGAAGGGAAGGGACAGUUAAAGUUCACCUCGGGACGGUGGAGCCCGCAUCACAACUGCACUCAGGUGGCCACAGCGAAUGACACUGCCGUGAGAGGUUGGGACACACGCAGCAUGAGCCAGAUAUACUGCAUUGAGAAUGCCCACGGACAACUGGUGCGAGACCUUGACUUCAACCCCAACAAGCAGUACUACUUAGUCAGCUGUGGAGAUGACUGCAAGGUGAAAUUCUGGGACACUCGGAAUGUCACUGAGCCCGUGAAGUCCCUGGAGGAACACUCCCACUGGGUAUGGAACGUCCGCUACAACCACUCUCACGACCAGCUUGUGCUCACGGGCAGCAGUGACAGCAGGGUCGUCCUCUCCAACAUGGUGUCCAUCUCCUCUGAGCCUUAUGGCCAUCUGGUCGAUGAUGAUGACCUGAGUGACCAGGAGGAGAAGCGUCCAGAAGAGAAGAGUCAAGAGCCACCACAGGACAGUGUCAUUGCCACCUAUGAGGAACAUGAGGACAGCGUGUACGCCGUGGACUGGUCCUCCGCUGACCCCUGGCUGUUUGCAUCCCUGAGUUACGAUGGAAGACUUGUCAUCAAUAGGGUGCCCCGGGCACUCAAGUACCACAUUUUGCUCUGACACUCCAUGGUCAGCAGUGCGCUGCAGGCUAUUAUUUCAUUUUUCAGAUGGACCCCUCUCUGGGCAGCCAGGCGCUAACUUCCGACAGAGCUUUAUAGCAUCAAACAGGGCUCCUCCAGCCACACUACUCACACCUCAAUAGGUUCCUCUCUCUGGAGAUGGAGACACUGUCUUUCUGACCAUGCCAGGAAUGGAUGCCGACUUCAUGUAGAUUGGGGCUGGCUUUAAAGACUCCUUUCUUCCUCUCCCUCUCUCUCUCUUUUUUUUUUAAGGAUAUUGGUAGUUUUACUUAAUAAAGAACAACAAGCUUUUCUUUUCCCUGAUGCAAACUCAUAUUCUUUCAAGAUUGAAAUAAAGAAAUUUUCAAGGCCACACUA